UUUUUAUUCUUGCUAAAACCCUGGAAACUUUUACAAACCAGCCCAAAAGAUCAUGCUCUCAUUCAAGAAAACCCCUCUCCGCCCCCUUUUUUUGGCCAUUUACACCCCCAAAUCCCACUACGUUGAUGUGAAGAUGAAGUGGAAAAAGGACCCUUUCUACGAUUCAAUCCAACCCAUCCAAAAAUCCAAUCAUCUCAAAUCAAUCAUUUCCAUCAAAAACGACAUCCAAACACACCCCAAUUCCUGCAUUCCAAUUUCAGCCAUUUCCAAACUGAAAUUCCAGUUUGAUGCCCCCACCAAAGUUUGCAAGUUCAUCAGGCAAUACCCAUCUUUUUUUGAGGAAUUUAGAGGUGAGCCCAAUAAUCUUCCAUGGUUCAGAUUGACCCACGAGGCCAUCGAUCUCGAUAGAGAAGAGUGGGCCGUGUACCGCGAUCGGCGGCCGGAAUUAGCUGCCCGGCUUAGGAGGCUGAUACUCAUGUCAAAGGAGAAGAAGCUCCCGUUGAGCGUGAUUCGAGGGAUGGGAUGGUAUUUGGGAUUGCCCAAUGAUUUCAUACAAAACCCAGAUGGGGAUUUUGAAUUCGUAGAGAUGGGAGAUGGGGUUCAAGGAUUGAGGGCUGUCAAUAGCGGGGAAGAUGUUAUUUCUGUUGUUCAGAGGAAUGCUGUGGCGAGAAUGGGAUGUUUGGCGGGACCCAAUUCACCAAUUGCAUUCCCGUUGUUUCCAUCCAAAGGCCUGCGGUUGAAGCGGAAGAUUGAGGUGUGGCUGGAUGAGUUCCAGAAGCUGCCAUAUGUAUCCCCUUAUGAGGAUUCUUCCCACUUGCGGGCAGAUACCGAUGUUUCAGAGAAGCGGGCUGUGGGCAUUCUCCAUGAGCUACUCAGCUUGUUCGUUGAUCACGCUGCGGAGAGGCGGAAAUUGAUCUGCCUCCGCAAGCAUCUGCGGCUGCCGCAGAAGUUCUCAGAGGUGUUUGUGCGGCAUCCUCACAUUUUCUACCUUUCGUUGAAGAACAAGACCUGUACUGUGAUUCUAAAAGAAGCUUAUAGCAAGGAUUCAGCAAUCGAGAAGCAUCCAAUCUUGGAGGUGAGGAAGAAGUACAUUGAAUUGAUGGACAAAUCAAAGACCAUCUUGAGAGACCGGCGGAGCCGGAAACCAGCUGCUGAAAUUGAGGAUUUGGAUUCGGAUGGAGAGAUGGAUUCUGAAGGUGUGGAGGAUUUUCACCGAAUCAAUUUGUAGUGAGGAGGGGAAUUGCAGGGUCCCUGAUUUGUAAAUGGUUGUAGGAGAAACAGGAAUAUUCAAGGGAUGGAAAUAGAUAAAAUGCCGGAUCAGACGAUGGUUUUAUUCAGGCCAGCAUGAUGUACUGGUGGGGCUCACGUCCGUUGAUCAGGACCAUUUAUGUGUAGGGAGAUGGAGGUGGAUGUGGACCAUCUUUUAUCUGCAGAGUGGGAUUCAUUUGAACUAUCUCUUUGCUUAUCUGGGAUUUAUGGGUCACCCAAAAUCACGUAUCUCAAAGUAUCGGGCAAAUGGCCGAGUGGGCGUCCGACGGUAUAUGCAAGAUUUUGUGGAGGAUGCGCACCCUUCGCCUCUGAUAUUGGGUGAUUUAGAGAGAGACCAAAUCCUAAUAUAGAUGGCAUUCAUAGGAGUUUCAGUCUCUGAUGUGCAAUGGAGUUGAAAAGCAAUAAUUGAAACCUGCUAGGUGGGAACAAAGGACUCUGAAUUAAUCUUUCUUUUUAAGUUGUUGAAUCUUUGUUUGAUUGAUUCAUGUGUGUUAUUCAGAAUCCUCAUGCUCAUGGAAUUGAAAAGAUUUUCAUGGAUGGAUGUUGUUAGAAAUGAAAAGGGAGAGAUUAUUUCGGCUUUUCUCAGGUCCAUGAGUAAUGUAAUGCAUAUAAUGUAAAGAAAAUGGACGUCGGAAAUUAUGGAAAGGAAGGACUCUCUAAGAACCAAUCGUUCUUUCAAGUUGUUGAAUCUGUCUGAUUGAUCAAUGCGGGUUAUGCAGAAUCAGGAGUUCUUUCAAGUUGCGGGUUAUUCAGAAUCAGAAGUUCUUUCAAGGAUGGAUGGGGUUGUAAGAAAGGAGAAGGAACAGACUCUGUUGGCUUUCUUGGGACGAGGAGUAAUGUAAUGCAUGUAAUGCAAAGAAAAACAAACAUCAGAAACUAUGGAAAAGGACUCCAAAGAAUCACUCUUUUCUUUUAUGUUGUUGAAUCCGUCUGAUUGAUCAAUGUGGGUUAUUCAGAAUCACCAUUACUUGAGGAAUCAGUGAAGAUUUUCAUGGAUGGAUGGAGUUGUAAGAAAUGAGAAGGGACAGAUUAUGUCA
Molecule: messenger RNA, 2306 nt
Organism: Magnolia sinica
Lineage: Eukaryota; Viridiplantae; Streptophyta; Magnoliopsida; Magnoliales; Magnoliaceae
Product: protein WHAT'S THIS FACTOR 9, mitochondrial
Exons: 2
Coding region: 53-1228 (391 amino acids)
Molecular function (GO): RNA binding
Source: RefSeq, a predicted model, not a curated record